AUGGAAGGAAUGGCAUCAAUAGCGUUGUUACUAGAUGGGUCAAUCUUGGGUCAUUUUGUUCAGCUUCCCAAGUCCGUUUAUUACCAGAUGGGUCAAUCUCGUCUUUUCGUCUCGACUUCAUAUCUCUCUGUAAAGCAACCGAUGACCCCCACACCACCAUCUGCAAUCCUUUUAAAGCAACUCGUCUUCCUGUUGUAUUACAGGAGAGUAGAGGAAGGGAAACAAUAUCCAUUACUCUGUAGGAGAUUAGCUAGCCUAAACGAAGAGUUCAUUUCACAUAAAAGUCCAACAGGUGGGUUCGAUUUCAUCUCCAGGAAGAGGAUUGAACAAAAACUCAUCGAUUAUAAUCAAGAAGCAGAAAGAUUUGGGGUUAUGCAUAUGAAGAGAGAUUUGAAUUUAGGUUCUCUCUGUAGUAAGCCACAAGCUGAUUGGGUCUGUAAUGUGGCAUGGGCUAAAGGGGGUCAAGGCAUAUCUUCCCAAGCUGCUUGUUUCAAGAAAGCGAGAGAUGAUCUAUACAAGGUUAAAGCAUGGGUUUUCUCUCCACAAGUCAAAGUUAUUAGGUCUGACAUUCGUGAGGAAGAUGUGUUGAAGGAGAAAGAUGCUUUUGAGGAUCUUAAGAAGCUGGCAGCCAAGUCACUGACUGAGACAGUUAAUCAGUUGAUUGACACUGUUAAUCAGGGACAAAAUCGGUCUGGUGCACCUCUUAAAGCUGCAGACAAUGUUAUUAUCUCACAGCAUCAGCAUGCAGCAGCCUCUCAAAUUCAGGCAAGAGAAACCGAUAUACAUGCACUCUCAUUGAGUAAAAACGAGACAGGUGUCCCCAUGAAUGUAUCCGAAAGCUUCAAAAAGGAAUAUGCAAUGGUACUAUUACAGCUCAAAGAAGCUAGUGAUCAGGUUGCUUCUGCUCUUGCAAAUUUGAGGCGACGCAACACAUACCCAGAGCCUACUUCCAGAAUUGGUGUAUGGAGGGCAGUUUGGUCUUUUAUUUAUUUUAACAGUUUAGAGUUAGUGGUGAGACAAAGUAGUGGUGAUAUCACCUUGCUAGCUGUUAUUCCCUUUUGUCCUUUUCUUUAG
Molecule: messenger RNA, 1074 nt
Organism: Lactuca saligna
Lineage: Eukaryota; Viridiplantae; Streptophyta; Magnoliopsida; Asterales; Asteraceae
Source: the annotation of a GenBank genome assembly